Messenger RNA from Amoebophrya sp. A25, 2224 nucleotides. The record is from the annotation of a GenBank genome assembly. NCBI's taxonomy places the organism in Eukaryota, Dinophyceae, Syndiniales, Amoebophryaceae.
CAUUACUGUCGUGUGCAGACAGGGAACCGUCCGACAAAGGUUGUACUUUUAUAGUAGUACUAGAAUAACGAAAACUGAUUAUGAUCGUUUCACUUUGAUGAGAGUCGCCUACUGAUUUGAGCAAAUUAUAUCACAACCAAAAUGGUUUCCGACACGAUGCUAGGUCCUCCUGCGUCUGAGACGCCGCUCUAUCCUGAAAGUGGCACCAGCGGUAGAUUAUGGCUUGCCGUAAAAAUUCAUCUUAUAAGAGGCAUCUUUGACACGAUUUCAUGGAGAAUAUCCGUCGAAGAUGGGAGACUUUAAGGUGAAAAAUAUCGGUAAGGUCUAAGUAGAGCAGGACCUUCAGAGCGGCAUAUGCUCUCUGGGUGUUACGAGCUCUUGCAUUUUGGACAUUUGAACGCGUUGAGACAGGUGAAGCAGAGCGCGCCAAAUGUGCAUGUAGUGGCUGCGAUACAUCCGAACGCGGAAAUUUUGAGGGUGAAGGGGGGAGUGUGUAUCCUGGAUGAGACGGAGAAGGAAAGGCUUUUGUUGGGUAAGAAGUCUAAUUUGAAUUUUAAUUUCUAAGUAGAAUUACUAGAAGAAGUCUUGUAUAUUGUGAUGUCGAACAACUAAAAUCAAAGGUUGCAAAUUUGUGGACGAAGUUGCUCACGGCGUGGCUUAUGAUACGGUCGAGCCGGAGAAGUACAAUUGCGCCUACUGUUGGCACGGUGACGAUGAAGUCGUAGUUAGCGGCAACGACAUUUUCGGAUACGCAAAGAAACAAGGCAGGUUCAAGACUUUGCGUCGGACUGAGGGAAUCUCGACUACCUUGAUGAUUUCCCGCUUUUUGCAUCAGUCAUCUUGUUCGUUAGAAGAACUGCAAGACGGCUCGCCAAGUAGGAGUGGGAGUGCCAAAGCCCAGCGCAAAAAAGUGCAAAAAAAGCAUCGUUCUCUCGGCGAAGCAAUCCUGUCGCAGCAGGACAGAGCGAGCAUUCAGUACAUUAAUGCGACAACAUCAAGAAUAAGCCGUUUUUUCUUGCCUGGAAGGCCAAGGACAAUGUGCAAGUCAGUCGUUUACGUCCAAGGCUGCUUUGAUCUGUUUCAUGUGGGUUAUCUUGACCUAUUGCAUUUGAUCUUAGAAACUGAGAGGGAUCGAAAACAGUUGCAAAGUGUGCAAGACGUCUUUUUGGUAGUGGGCGUGCUGUUUAGCUAUUCGGCAACGACCGCGCAGAGGAGCGCAUCGGCAUCAAACAAGAACAACCAGGAGGAUGGUUCAAAAAAGGGGAAAGAAGAUGGUGCGUUAGAAAGAACGCCAUCCUCAGCAUCGGUUGUCAGCAGCUUACCGGAUCCAGAACAGUCGUCCACCUCAAUACACGAAGACAGAUUCCGCUGUCUGCAGAGCCUGCACGAACGUGGUAUAUUAAGGCAGGAGCUCAGUCUUUGACUUUCUUAUCUACGUGAAUCAAUCCGUUCUGAUGAAUUGAAUGUUCUUGCAAAUCGAGAAUGAUAAUUUCAUCCAUCGUCCUCGUGGUUCCAGUGCAAGAACAUACUAGAAGUGCUAUAGCUUCUUUCAUCAAACACCCUCUAAGCCUCAGCAUCCUGAGUCUGCGUUGUGUCGAUGACGUGGUUCUAGACGUCUUGAAUCCGGUGGAUGAGACUCUGCUUAAGGGUAGGUUAAAGGUGCUUUUCUUACCGCUUUUUAUGCCUCUCCUAAGGGAGAAAGGCAUAAAAAGCGGGGUAAGCGAGCACCAAAAACCUACCUCUAAUCUGCGUCGCUCUCUGGGAAUUGACACGGUAUACGGUAUCAAACACCAUCCGGACUUCGUGUACAAUGCGACUACUGAAGAGGAGAUUUUAUGACAGGAACUAUUUACUGAUUUUGAUCAAGAAUGAACAUGUUGCGACGAGUGCUGCGAGUGCGAGAACAACAUUGUAGUAAAUGAGGUAGACAUGAUUGUAGACACUUCUGAUCAACAUGAUGAUCAAACCUCACUCUUCUAUUCUCUUUUCUCUACUGUCUACAAGAACCUCACUCGAAGAUUCUCUUUUCCAUCUCGUCCGUCGUAGUCAGGAGCGGCAACUUCUAACAUUCGACGUCUGGGUAGACGGUAAGAAUGUCUUUUCUAGCGAGACGAUCGUCCAACGCGUGUUGGAUUCGAGGAAAACACUAGAGGAAAGGCAAGCGAAAAAAGUGGAACCAACGAUCCAAGUCGCUGCGAAUGCAGAACUUGUUGAUAACUCCUAG